Cherax quadricarinatus is the source of this 9557-nucleotide messenger RNA. The record is from RefSeq and is a predicted model, not a curated record. NCBI's taxonomy places the organism in Eukaryota, Metazoa, Arthropoda, Malacostraca, Decapoda, Parastacidae.
AGGAGGAAUUAUUAGAAAUUUCGUGUAGUUACGAAGGGUUGUUGGACAACACCAAAACACUUGGUUGACGAUCUAUUGUUUCGUCAUUGUACACCUGGAAAUGCAGCUCGUCUCUCCUUGAAAUAGACGAAGUAUCACUUGAGAAGCACCAUGUUACCAACAGCUGGGUAUUUCCGUGGCAUAGCGUGCCCACUCCACGAGAAAAGCUAUUGUCAUCGUCCUUACUGCCACUUCCGCCACAACCCUAAGAAAGAUACUACAAGUUACUCUCCUCAGAGACCCACUUCCAAAACAGAUGUUGAGGGGGAUGAAACAGAUAGUACCAAUGAAGCUUCUAUGGAUUUGGCAGCUUGCAGCACUACAACAGUGAUCACAGAGAAUGAGAGCCCUGAGAAGCCACCACUUGAAGAAGGGCAGGAGGGACCAUCAGUAACUCACGAGGAAGAAGAUCAGUCGGACCUCCUGCAGCAACUUGUGAGCGAGGCAGUGAAGAAAGUAUUGGCCGAAAAUCCCAUUUUAGCAUCAUCGGGAGUUGACCCUUCAACAAUCAUGAAGAGCAUUGACACCUCGGCGCUCAUUGCUCAAGCCGCCCAAGUGAAUGCCAAGGCAAAGAAAAAAUUCUAUUUCCGUCCUCCUGAUACACCCAAAUAUAAUCCAACCCCCAUUGAAGAGCUCAACAAACGUAAGAGAUCUGCCGAUUACUCAGAGGAUUCUUUUGCUCCUAAGGCCAAGAUUGGUAAGUAUACCCCAACACCAAUCUCCACAGAAAACACUGUAGUUGAUAGUGCAGAAGUUGGACCAGGCUCUAAAGAAGAAGCUGAUGGUGAGAUCACGGAUUUUUCAUCGGAUGAAGAUGAGGAUCAGGUGGAUAAACGAAGAUGUGAUUUUGACAUCUUAGAAGAGGUUCUUGCUGAACACUCACAAAACAAUAAAAUUAAAGUAAAAAAGAAAAAGGGAAAGGCAUUAGGAAAACUCCAGUAUAGUCUAAGUAUUCCAGAGAAAAAUGUUGAUGAAUCUGCCAUGAUCUCUGAUGCAAGAAAUAUGUCUGAUCAAGAUAGUAAUACAUGUGACACUCUGAGGAUAAGCAGUGAAGCCAAAGUGCCAACAGAGGAGUCUUACUUUCUACCCCCUUCUCCUAUUUUUACAUCAUCUAGUGAUGGAUUCGGAGCAUUUAGUUCCAUAGUGUAUGCAAAAUCAUGUACAAGUCCCGAGGAGUGUGAGAGUAGUUCUGAUAUAAUUUUGAGUGAUAAAAAUGUAACUACGAGUCCUGGUGCAACUAGCAAUGCAGAAGAGAGUAAUACAGUUAAACAGCUUGAACCACAUGUGAAAGUUGAUAAAAAAAUAGUGGCCAAAGAUGACACUAAGAGAAAAAUAAAAGGUCACAUCCACCUCCCCCAAGUAGUCCACACGCUGGGUGCUCCAAAAUUAAUACGACCGAAUAUUCGCAACUGGACUCCCCAUGUUCGAAGUAAUAUGUCUGAUUCUAGGAAAGACGGUGACCCAUUGGAGGAAAUGUUAGAAUUAAUGGAUGGAAAUGAUGCUGCUGCCCAGGAAGAAUCUAAGGGGAACUCCAGACAGUCGCCAGCUUCAGGUGGUCAAGAGGUUGCAAGUACAAAAAAGACACACAAAUAUAAAGUAGAUUUAGAUAAGGAAAUAGAGAGCCUUACAAAUUCCCCUUCUAAAAGAGAUGAGUCAACUUCUCACGAUAGACUAGACUCAGCCAAGAAAGACCUAGAUAAACAGGUUGAAGAUUCAGAGAGCAACAACAAUGCACAAGAAAUAAGGGAAGCCACUCAAGUAAAUAUAGAAAAAACAAAACCAAAUCAAAAUAAAGAAAUUAAGACAAAUGCAUGUGAAACAAAUAAUAAGAAGCAUAUGAAGGAAAAAGAAACAAACUCUGAGAAUGAUCCUUUAGAUAAUCAAUCAGAUAAAAGCAAUAAUGAUUCUGUUGACAAAUGUAAACAAUCAGAGGAGAGAAUUGAGUCACAAGACAAAAGAUGCCUAGUAAAUAAAGGCAAAUCAACAGAAAAUAAAACAAAGGCAGUGGAAAAGAGUAUGAAUAAACACACAAAAGAAAAGAACAAAAAUUCCAAAAGUGAUCCUUUAGACAAUGAGUCAGAAGAGGAAUUUAAUAAUGAUGACGCAGUUGACAAAGGUGUGCCCACGGAGGACACCAGUGACUCAGAGAAGGAACAAACGAAACGCAAAAGGAAGAGAAAGCACAGUUACACUAGCAGCUCAGAUUCAGACCACUUUCAUCACCGAAAGAAGCGUAAAAAGUCCCACAAGCGUAAUCGUAAACACAACAGAACCAAAAAACGUAGGAAGCGUAAGAACAGUAGAUCCGAUUCUAGUGACAGCGAUGAAGAAUCGGAAAAAGAUGGUAAGGAUACUCAAGAUAGUAAGGACACUAAAGAUAAGGAUAGUAAAGAUGCUGCAGAUAGUAAAGCUAAUGAGAAAUGUGAAUCAAGUGGAGAGGGACACAAGGAGGAGGAGGAGGAAGAGGAGCAGGAGGAUAUAGUGAAACUUAAAAAACAUAAAAAACACAAGAAGAAAAGUAAGCAUCGUAGAAAGUUAAAACACAAGCGGAAGAAGAAAAAAUUGAAAUCCAAGAAAAAGGGUGGCAAAAAUAGCAGUAGCAGUAGUAGAAGCAGGAGCUCUAGUAGAGAUAGAAGUCGAAGCUCUAGCAGAAGCAGAAGUCGGAGUUCCAGUGUGCACAAAAGCAGAAGUUUAAGCAGAGAAGGGCGAAGAAGCUCUAGAAAAAACAAGAAGAGGAGUUCUAACCAACAUAGAAGCAGGAGUGCUAGCCAAAAUAGAAGCAGAAGUUCUAGCCAAAAUAGAAGCAGAAGCUCCAGUAAGGACAUUAGCAGAAGUUCUAGCAAGCUUAGAAGCAAAAGUUCCAGCAUCCACAGAAGCAGGAGUUCCAGCAUCCACAGAAGCAGGAGAUCAAAUGAUCAUAGAAGCAGAAGUUCCAGCACUCAGAGAAGCAGCUCUAGUGAUCAUAGAAGCAGUUCUAGCACACACACGAGUCCCAGCAAGCACAGGGAUAGGACUACCAGCAAAAGCAGAAACAAAGGGUCAAGCAAGCAUAGCAGUUCUAACAAACACAGAAGCAGGAGUACUAGCAAGCAGAGGAGUAGAAGCCUAAGCAAAAAUAGAAGCCAUAGUUCCAGUAAAAGUAGUGUCAAUAAAAGUCAAAGCAUCAGUAGAAGUGGCAAACCAGAGACAAGAAAGAACAGUAAUGCAAAUACAAAAAAUAAAAGCAAUAAAUCAUCCAAGGAGAGUGCAUACAUGGAGAAUUCUCAGCCAUUAUCAACUCCCAUGCCAGUUGAUCCAUCAAAAAUUAAAAUGGAGGUUGAAGAGUUAGUUCCUGAUUUGUCAAUUGUAAAGACUGAAAAGGUGGAUGAAGAAUUUGUAGAUGCACACAGCAAAAAGAAAGACUUGAAUAGUAUUGAGGAUGCAAACCAAAGGCAAAACUAUGUUAAUGAUAAAAGCAUGUACUCGAGUAACCAUAGAUCAUCCGGCGGAAUAAGAAAAGAAUCAGAAAGCUACAGAAAGAAGGACAAAGAACAAAUGAAAUUAAGCUCAAAUGCAGACAGUAAAAGGAGAAACAGCCAUGAGAGGAAGAAUUCUACUGAGAGCAUUUCUGAAAAAACACUGACCUCCAUUAGGCGAUCAAGUUCAGAUUCUAAGAAGAGUGAGACUGACAUCUCAUCUGACAAGAAGAAAGCAGAUAGGAGGCCCAGUACUGACAAAAUGAAAAAGGACAAGGUGUCAAACUCUUCAACAGAUUCUCAACCCAAAGUCAUGUCUAUGUUUGACAUGGUACUUGCAAACACUCAAACACCAAAGCCAAAAGCCUUCACCGAAAUAUCUAUAUUUGAUAGCGUGUGUGAUAACUACGAUGCCAAUACAGAUUCUUCGGCAGUGCAUUCUGAAGAUGAAGAAACGAACCAUAGAGGUUCUCGUAAUAGUAGAACUCAAGAGUCAUCCACCAACAAGAAAUCUCAAAGUCAGUCUGAUGCUAAAUCAAAAAUUGAGUCUGGACCCAGAACAGACAACACAUCUGAUCAUCAAAGACCCGAAGGGAAAACUCACUUGAGAUUAAGUCGCACUCACUCAAACUCAAGCUCUAAAGACGAGUCCAAGCAUUCACAUUCCUCAGCCAGCAAGCACAAUGCCAGCAGUCAUCACAGAUCUAGUAACCACCACAGUAGUAGUGGUAGCCAUAUCAGGGGUAGUGGUACUGGUAGCAGCUCUAGCAAAGCACAUCAAAGUAGCACUACCACCAGCAGCUCGUCAAGCAGUAAAAGCAAGAGAAAGGAAAGCAGAUCAGAGAGUUCUAGCAAUCAGUCUAGUAAGAGCAGCAAACAUCACCAAAGCAGUAAGAAGAGCAGUAGCAACAAACACAACAGCAGUAGCAGUAUCAACAAACAUGAAAGCACUAUUGGUAAUAAGGAGAAAGGAUAUACCAAUGCUGAUGCUAAAAAAUCUGGAAUGGACAGUAAGGUUGAUGAAGCCACCACGAGUAAACAUCCACAAGGGCAAGAAGAGUCAUCGAGUGGAAUUUCAGAUAGGGAAUCAUUUUUUUAUAAUGAUACAGGUAAUGAGUCGCCCUUACCGUACCUCUCAGAGCUUGAUGAGAUAACGCUAGACGACCUGGAGGAAAUGAUGAGCAGUUCAGAUAAAGUGGACCUGAGGCAUUUAGAGAACUUAGAGGAUUCUGAUGAUAAUGACCGCUAUGAGUUGGACAAAGAUGAUCCAGAAGUUAUGGAAGAGUGUUUGAAGAUGUACAAUGAAUACCAACCAACUCAGGAAGACUUAAAGGAUCACGCGUCAUCUAAAAAAGGAAGGUUGCAGUCUGUCAACGAAGAACCAGAUCAUCAAGGAAAGCAGCGUAUUGCACGAACAGAUUCAUGUGGAAACCUUAUUGCAAAAAAGCCUUUGCAGCGUAAAAAGACUCCUACACAGAUGAUGAUGGAGAGAUAUCAGAAGCUCAAGGAGCAAAAAGCUAAAUAUGCUGAGCUCUCAAGGAAUCAGAAACAGCAGCAGCGAGUUGGAGAGUCUUCUGCUAUGACUCUUAAGUCCCAUCCUUCCUCAAGUACACUCCUUAUGUCACCACCAAAUUCCUCACCAGGUGGAUUAAAACGGCGAAUCUCGCACGUACCAAAUGUCUCAUCGCUUCUCCAUGCUCGAGAAAGAAUCAAGAACUUGCCCCCUCCCAGUUCAAGAACACUGCUUUCUCCAAGUGUAGCUAAAGCCUCCGGUGCUAUCCCACAAACCACGGUUCAGACGGCCAAAGGUGGCAAGCGAAUAGCACACGUUCCCAGGACUGAAACACUGGCAAGACCUAUUAUCCCAGCUGAGUUUGGCAGUAAGGUUCCGCAGAAUAUUAGGCAACGGUACCUCAAUUCUUUAAUCGAUGAAUGCCUAAAGUUUACUGGAGAGAAGGAUGCCUUCAAUAUUGCUGCAGCUGAAGAACACACGUGUUACAAACGUGCAUCGUCUCGCAUGGUGUACUUAAACCUCACCGUUAAUGCCAUCAAGCGCUUGCGGACGCAGCAGAAGGCAGGAGAAGCUGCUCAGGAACUCCUUGAUAAAGACCCACAAUUUUUGCUGACUUUGUUGUUGAAGAAACAUCACUUCGGUUCGCCCUCAACUUCUAGCGCUGCAUCAUCACAAGGCAUUGGGGCAAAAUCCAACCCCACCAAUCUCAAUCAAGUGAAAUUGUCUCACUUCACAGUUCUGGCAGGUGGAGGGCAGAGGGGUUCCUGGAGCAUUGAAAAGCCCAAAAAAAUUACAAAUGUUUCCAAGAAUUUUUAAAAAGGUGAAGCUUUCUACAAGCUUAUGAUGAAGUAUGUCCUCUCAAGUGAGCAUCUUGAGCAAAAUGGAUAUCCAUUACCGGAUCCAGAUGUGAAGGGCAAAGCUAUUACAAAGGCGGUUGACACUCGCAAGAAAAUAAGUCCAAGCUCCGUUGAACGUUAUUGUGCCCGUUGCAGUGCACUAUAUAUGAUCGACAAGUGGGGAUUUCCCACGUCUGUGGGCCCCUGCGUUCACCACUGGGGUCGUGCCUACAAACGCAGAACUUACAGUGGUUUUGAAGCUCGUUAUUCCUGCUGUGGCGGAGAUCUGGAGUCUGAAGGUUGUUGCCAGGCCACCACUCACGUCUCCGAGAACUACAAUCCUAACGAGCUUCACGGCUACGUCCGAACACUUCCCAAAGAGAUCAAAGGAAACGACCCAGGAGUUUAUGCCCUGGAUUGUGAGAUGUGUUAUACUACUGGAGGAAACGAACUCACUCGAGUGACUGUCAUUAAUGUAGAAGGAAAUACCGUCUAUGAACAUUUAGUAAAACCAGAGAACCCAAUUAUUGAUUACAAUACCAGGUUUUCAGGGAUAACGGAAGGUGACAUGGUCGAUGUGAAAACAACAAUAUUAGAUGUUCAGGCAGCCUUGUUAACCCUAUUCUCAGAUAAGACUAUCCUUGUUGGUCACAGUCUUGAAUCUGAUUUUCAUGCACUCAAGCUGAUCCAUGACACUGUUGUGGAUACAAGUGUGGUGUUUCCACACAAGAUGGGUCCCCCUUAUAAACGUGCCCUUCGCAACCUAGCCUCGGAAUAUCUCAAAACAAUUAUCCAAAAUGAUGUUUCAGGUCAUGACAGUGCAGAAGAUGCUCUCACUUGCAUGCAACUAAUGCAGUGGAGAAUCAAAGAAGAUUUGAAAGGAUUGAAAUAGACAUUUUUAUUACCUUAGUAACAAAAAGUGAGAUAUUUUGAUAACACAAAUUAUAAAUGUGUUAAGCUAGUUGACAUUUUUGUAUAAUACUACUUCAUUCAUUAAUUUUCUUUUGAUUAAGAAAAUGAGUGUUAACAGUUUUUAAUAUAGAGUACAACACAGUACCAAAUACAAUGAGAUAUGUCUUCAUUGUUUCUUUAUCCAUGAACGUCAGUACUGUACAUGAACGAUGAGUAUCCAAAUUGUAAAUUAUACUUGCAUUGCAUACCUGGAUGAGGCUUGUUAAUGAAGAGUGACUUCAGCUGUUUUAAAAUUGAGUAAAACGGUGAGAAACUCUGAAAUCUUGACUCUGGAAAUCUUUCUUGAGGUUUCCUUUUGCCUAAUACCCACAUUUUUUACCAUAAAUAUAUAUUUGGAACUACUGCAUCACACUUAGGUAGUUUCUUUCAGUUGUAUGUAGUAAUCCACAUGUGGUAUUUAAGAAUAAAUUUAUUCUGCCUUUUAUUGAUCUAAUUUAUUUUGCUUCUCUUAAUUUUUGUAAUUUAAGAAAGUGCAAUUUUUCCAAUAAUGUGUAUGUGAUCUAACUCUAAUGAAUGUUUUCUUAAUGUUUUUUGUAAAUACUUGGAUUCUGAUCAUAAAAUAUUGAUUUUGGAAUGUUUGACAACAAGUUUGUGUUGACAAGGUUUUAGUUAUGCUGAAAAAUCCUCAGUGUAUCUGAACUUGUAUGUAUAUGUUUAAUUUGUUAUUUAAUUCUUUGCAGAGCAGUUCAUGCCUGUUUUUGUAUUGAAAUAACCUGUCAUUAUUUAAUAGUAUUGUAUCAUGUUAUUGUUGUAUCACAUCUUUUUUAAAUAUUUUGUUUUACUGACAUGUAAAAUAGUAGAAAUGUAUUUACCUCGUUUUUACCCCAGGGAAAAGAAUUGAAAGACUUGCUUAACAAAUGCACCAGAAGCAUUUAAAAGUUGUAUCGCCAAACCUAGUCGGGUGGUCGCUUUCACAGCUCUCAUGAGAAAGGGUGGGGUUCAGUUCUUGGAAGGAGGAUUUUGCUCAAGGUAAACCUAGCUGCAAGAGCAGCAUUUGUAUCUCUCAGUUAGUAGAUAGAGGAUUGAGCCUCCACCACUUGGCCCACGGGUUUAACACUUUGCAUAAAAUAAUAAAUAUUCUCUCUACUGGUAGUUCCUCUGGCCACUGCAUUAGCAAGUGGAUUAUAUAUUUUUUUUCAUUAUGUUUGGAUAGACAUUUGCAGAUUUAUUCCAUUAACCAAUUUUUAGUCUGCUCAUUCGUAUCUUGUUGAAUUCAGCAGUGCUUUCCUAAACUUUGACAUGGUACUCAUUUUAUAGGUUGUAUUUCAAAAAAUUAUUUCUGUUGUCAGACAGUUAACUGAGGCCCACUUAAAAAGAAUGUAUUUCUUUAAAACAUAAAUUAUCAUUUAGCAAUAUUUUUAUUACAUAUAGAAAGGCUGCAGCUGUGUAGUUUUUAUCUAUUUGUAUUCUGUCUUAGGUGGGUAGUAAAAGUGAAAUGGCUAUUGAUUGAGAUUAUACAUAAAUUAUUGCAUGUUUAUGAAUUCAAUUGAUAUAAAAAAUAUAUUUUUAUACUAAAUCCUGGACAAUUUUUUCAUCAAAAACUUGAGAUUGCAGAACUGUGAUGUAAUACAUUUUGUAAUACAUUUAUUGCAGAACUUUGUAACUGUAUAUAGAAUAGCUUUUAGAAAAUUCAGCCCCUUUGCUGCACUACAUAGAAGUGAAGAGAUCCCCACAAAAUAUGAAAAUUGUAUGAAUUUAUGUUUAAUUAUGUUUGAGGCUGCAGUGGGGUGAGCUCUAGCUGUUGGUCAGCUUUCUAACUAACUUUUUAACUGUGAAUGGGCUCUGUCAUAGCUUUGUUUGAGCCCCUGUAUGGAGUCUUGCUUCUGUCACUGUUCAGUUCUUUCUACUUAUCAUACUUAUAUUGAUAAAUUGUUUUAUGACAUCUAAAACUCACAUUUAGUAAUUUAAACCUCAUUCACAGUAUACAAUCACUAACCAUUUGAUGUUGUCCUAUCCUUGUAAACCUUGUGUAUGACCCAUAGUAUUUUGUAUUUUAUGAUCAUAUCUCCUCUUGUUCUUUAUUACUUCAUUGACAUAAGGCCUAGCGCUUACUCUCUCUCUUAUGGAUUCUUCAUCUUUCAAUGAACCGGCCAUAUCCCACUGAAGCACGGUGGCCCAAAAAGAAAAACAAAAGUUUCUCUUUUUAACUUCAGUAAUGUGUACAGGAGAAGGGGUUACCAGCCCCUUGCUCCUGGCAUUUUAGUCGCCUCUAAUGACACACAUGGUCUUCAUAGAUUAUUCCCUUUAAAUCAGGCACCAGUGUUGAUAUACUCCUUUCUGUUUUCUCAAGUUUCUAUUUGUGUUUUAUAAGGUAAUUGUUCCAUACCAGUAGCACUGGUUACUCAAGAAUGGCUUAUGUAUAUGAGGCAAGAGUGUUUUGAAUGAGUCUUUGUGUGUGUAUGUUCAACUCUGCUUAUUCUCUGUGUUGUAUAAACUGUAAAUAUUAUGUAGAGUUUUCAUACUAAAUCAAAUAAUUGUAUAUUGGUAAUUCUACUAACAUUAAUACAAAGAAUUGUAAAUAUCUUUCUAGCAUUAUACAAUAAUCAUUUAUUGAAAGCAUUAUUGCAUGUUGUAAGCCACUGAGCUUAGUGCUGUAAUAAGUGAAGCAUCAGGGGAAUGUUUAGUUGUCUUAUAUUGAAAAAAAAUUCAUUGGUAAUUCCACAUUUUAAUUAUAAUUCAAAAUUUCUAACCUUUAGUUUUUAAGUAAUCAUCUCUUCUAUGAAUAUACCUGGAGGGUACACC